Messenger RNA from Oryza sativa Japonica Group (Japanese rice), 678 nucleotides. Its product is annotated as E3 ubiquitin ligase PARAQUAT TOLERANCE 3. NCBI's taxonomy places the organism in Eukaryota, Viridiplantae, Streptophyta, Magnoliopsida, Poales, Poaceae. Gene Ontology annotation, cellular component: nucleus. Gene Ontology annotation, biological process: ubiquitin-dependent protein catabolic process; protein ubiquitination. The record is from RefSeq and is a predicted model, not a curated record. Gene Ontology annotation, molecular function: ubiquitin protein ligase activity.
AUGAGUGCCGAAUGGAGGACGCCGUCCGGGGGAUCUAGCGGCGUCAUCUCAUCGGAACUCUACUGCAAGAUUUGCCGAAACGUGAUGGCCGACGCGGUGCUGGCGAGCAAGUGCUGCUUCGACAGCUUCUGCGACUGGUGCAUCCGGGACCACAUCGCCGCCAAGUCCAAGUGCGCGUGCGGGGCGCAGGCGUGCGUCGACGACCUGAUCCCCAACCCAACGCUCCGCACCACCAUCGCCAACGUUCUCGCCACCACCAGCGGCACAGCGAGCGUUUCAAGUGGAACCGAGAAGCCAAGGAGCUCCGCCAGCAGCAACGCGACAGAGGCGGCGCCGCAGAGCCUGGCCGCUUCGCAGGUGAGCCGCAGUAACGUGUCUUCCAAGAAAAGCGCCACGAUCUCAUCAGGUGUCCUCGGACCAAGAAAGGCGUGGGAGACGGUGGCGGGUGACCACUCCACAGAAUAUGGAGCCCUCGCCGUCGACGGCGAUCACCACGGCAGCUAUGGCUUCCCGUUCGGCCCGGCGCCAGGCUACGUCGACCCCUUCUUCGGCGUCGGCGUGCCAUUCGGAGCUGAUCCUUACAUGUACUACGGCGUGCCUUACGGCUGUUGUGGUGCUGCUUACGGCUACUACGGCGACGAGGAUCGCCGUGACACGAAGAGGACGCGCCUACGAUGA